AUGGCGACGCCACGGCCUAGAGGCGGUAGCGACGAGCUGCUUUCGUCGCCAGACCCGCUCAACGACACCGUCUCCUCCGCCCUCUACCCUUCAUCACGUCGCGUAACUCGAAGUCAGAGAUCACAACGUCUAUUCUCCCUCGGCGGCAGUAGCACUUCGCCUAGAAAGCAAAUGUUUGAGCUCGAGGUUGGCGACGACCGUCAGCCGAAACGGCUGCUAGUGACCGUUGAAGCCGAGGGCGAUUACGAGAAUGUCGGUGUCGGGAAUGUUGGGCGCAGAUUGUUCAACGCAGACACACCCACCCUUAGCCGCGGCGCAUACACAACAACAGUUCCUCUGGCCGGUGAUAGGAAGAACACGGCCGUCAAGACACCCGCGCGGAGAGGUCGACCUCCCAAAUCCGCCGGAACGCCUAAGACCGGUACGGCGACGAAGAGGAGGGCCACAGCUUCUCCACGAAAGACACCAAGACAAGCCCGCAGAGUCAAGACCAUUACCGAUUCAGAUGGCUUAGAAACCGAUAUCACCAUUCAAGGCACACCGAGAUCAACAACUCGUCCCAGACGGGCCACCAGUCGUCCACCGCGCGAAGUUUCCCAAGACCCGGCGCCCUCUACGAUACCCCCCAGCACAACCCGGCGUCGCGGCCGCCCAAAGCGCGUUGAGUUUUCCGAUCAACCUGUGGAAACGGUCGAGGACGAUAUCGACCUUGAUGGCGUGGCGCCUUCUGACGACGGUCUCGCAGCGAGCAUGGAAGACAUGAUUGUAGACGAUCCUACCCCAAGGCGAGAGCUCCCCACGAACCCGAUGCCGGAAUCCGAACCAGAUAUCUGGAUGCAAACAAUGUCAGACCAAGCAACACCGCGCGCAUCAACACAAGACAACCCAAUCGCCCUCAGUCCGACACCAGCUUAUAUGCAAGAUAAGAGCCCGACACCAUCUGAACAGCUUCAUUCAGAGUCUGAGAACGAACCCGCAUACAACGAAUACGAUUUCGCACCGGGUGCGCCUAGCGACAUUUCAUCACUCAUUGGCGACAACGAUGGCAAUGACGAACUCCGCGACCAGGAUACUGUUGCUCAAGGCGAAGAUUUUAGUAUGAUUUUCGCCAACUCUAUUCCCUCCAUGAGGGGCCACAUGAGCAUGCAUGACCUUCGCUCAGAAGAUGUCGGUGAAGAGACUGGCUUGAUCGUCAACCAGACCCUCGAGACUUUAAGGCGAAGCGGUGCCCUGCAUGUUGACGAUGAUGAGGAUGAGAUCGAAAGUAUCCCCGCCAAGCAAUCCUCGCCAGUACAAAAUCCUCCAGCUCAAGAGGAGGAGGUUCAGUUGCAGAAGGAGAAUGAAGCGCAUGUGGACCCAAUCGUGGCCACAGAGGCUGAAGAAAUCGAAUCCCCAGUCGCCCUUCCGUCGUUGCCUCGUCCCGAUCUCCCACCUCCGUCUCUCGCAUUCAAGGAGACGUCACCGAGCAGAGGGUAUCAGUCGCCAGGCGGAGCUAGAAGCAGUCCUCGACGCAAGUCUAUCCCGCUUAGCAGACAGCUUAUGGAGUCCAAGGUCAAGCAGAUGGAUGCGGAGAACUCGAGGCUGGAGGAAUCGAGAAUGGACACCUCGCAGAUUGACAACUCGUUUUCCAGCGUACCCUCAAGAGUUUUGGCUGCAGCGACACCCGGUGCUAAGAGCACCCGGCGGAGCUCGAUGGUGAAUGAGGAGAUGUCUGUCAUGUACGAAGACGACUUCUCUGAGAUUCCGGAAGCCUACUUGGAAGCUGCUACGCCUGGGAGGCCGAAGCUGCCUGGAAUCAAUGACCUUGAGACGCAGCACGAAAUCGAGCAAGAGAUUGGGCGAGAGGUCGACGUCUCUCAGACACGCGAGGAGACCUUGAUGGAAGAAGUACACGAUGAGACCGUUAUGAACGAGGCACAGGAAGAAACCGUCAUGAAUGAAGCACACGAAGAAACAAUUAUGAACGAGGCACCAGAAGAAGAUCAGGGGGAAGAGGACGCCGAGGCUGAAGAGGCAGAAGAGGCAGAGGAAGAGGCUCGUAAGAGUUCACCCAAGUCCGCAGCCCCAUCUAUUGCGAGUGUUUCUUACACUCGAUCAGACUCAGCCAGAAUGCCGACACCAGACGAUACGCCCUCUCCCGCCGAAGUUCCUGUCCCUCAGUCAGACGCCAAGACCAUCGAAGCGGCCCUAAGUUCGCCGACAGCUGCGUAUUCUCAGUUGCCCGAAGAAGCAAGCUCUGAUCUUCCGGUCCCGGACCUGACGGUUGGUCUUCCUGCGGCCUCUAAUGAGUAUAUCACGCCCGUUGCCCCUGUCUCGUCCCCAAUUCCAUCGCCCGAUGUCAACCUCUUGGCGCCUCGCGCAGCAUCACCAGACAACGGAAUUCGCCCUACGCUAUCUCCUAUUGUGAGGGCUGGACGAGCUCUGCAGAGCGUCACGUCUGAUGCUUCAUCGCCUCCCCGCCAGAACUCUCUCGGUAGCCCUUUCAGGCCUACAACAAGCAGCAGUCAGCCUCAGUCUGCCGCGAAAUCGACUCGCAGCUGGACUCAGCCAUUGUCCAACUUGAUCCAGGCCGGAGCUCAAUUCUUUGGUUCCCCAACCCGCGCCGCAGCACAACCUCAGCCUCAACCCCUAGCGCCGCAAUUAACAGGAGAGCCGUUUGAUGACCCAUUCGGCCCCGAGAACGACCACACUGGCCAGCCCAGCUUUAUGGAGGCCUUGAGUAAGAGUAUGCGGACGUCUCCCGCCAGAGAAGAACCCGAGGUCUCGUUCUCAAUGUCGGGAUCGCUUCAAGUCGCUCCAGGCGAUGAAGCCGAUGAGAUGAGCUGGAUGCAAGAGGCUCCUGCCCCACGCGAGCAGCCCUUCGCCCAGUCGCGCUCCUUCCAUUCUAGUACGAACACAGCUUCUAGGUCAAUGCACAGUCGGCGACAGAGUUUUGAGAUUAGUCUCGUUAGUCCAGAUCGUGCCGAGGACACUGAAGUCGAGGAAGAGCAACCCGGAGCAGAAGAUGAGGAGGAGGAUGAUGAUAUUUGGGCCGUAGAAGCAUCGCGUCCGGCUUCGAAUGGAGGCCGUCAACAGUCUUUUGCGAAGCGAUCAGCACCGUCUAUCCCUCCCAGGCGCACAGCUCUUCCUAGUCCCUGGCAGAAACCCGCCGAGCCUACCCCCAAGCAGACGCUGUUCACGCCGGUGGUGUCACGAAACCGCAAGUCAGACUUUGCAGACGGCGAAGUCGAGGACUUCUCGAUGCUUUCUCAACAACAGAGCCGUCAGAAGCAGAUCCCUCAAAAGGCGUUUGAGGUUGCUCAGAGGUCGUCCGCCAAGAAGGAUCUGGCUGCCUUCUUCUCUUCUCCCAAUCUCCUACCUGGAGCAGAGGGCGUCAAGGACGUCUUGGACAAGAAGCGACUGAAUCUCCAAGGUGCUGCUCAGCGCCCUGAGCGGGUUGAUGCCGGCCUCGAGACAAACUCCAUGUUCCCAUCUGUCCCGCAGAAGGCUUUUGCCCCUUCCGCCAGCGGGCGUUCGGAUUUGUUCUCGCCCGCCAAGCCUUCGGCGACCAAGUCUAUCGCUGACACGUACGACUACUCGGAUCCCGUAUCGGCUAUCAAGCCGUCAGUACUCGGGAAGUCGGUCAUGGAUACCCGUCGCGAGCUGUUCGCGUCAACGAACCUCCGCAGUAGCACCAGACACCGGUCCGAGAUCCCAGACUCUCAGCCCAACAUGUCCGACGAGGUAUCGUUCCCCUCUGUACCGCAGAAGAAGAACUUUACGCCCAACGUGGGGGCCCAAAAGAACGCCCAGAACAACCUCUUCAGCAAGGCCCCCUCGGCGGCGCCGGUGCCAUCGUUGACACCGGUGCGGAUGCAGCUCACGCGCGCCGACAUCCAGAAGUGGCAGGAGAGUAGUGCCUCCGCCAUUGCAGAAAGCUCGCCCACUGCAGCCGAGUCCAAGUCGGUGUCAGAGUCCGAGUCGGAGCAGCGCGCCCGCGUCCUCCGGCCGUUGCCCGACAGGAACAUGUCGCCAACAAAGUCGUGCCUGCGAUCCCCGCUGAAGCCCCGCACGCCGGGCCGCGUCGUCGAGUUCACGAGCAGCGUCCUCUCGCCCCUCGCGCAAGCCCAGGUCCGCGCGGAGCGGCGGUUGUCUGCUAGUUCUAGCGGUAGCGCCGCUGCUGCGCAGCAACAGCAGCAGCAGCGCAUCGCUGCCAUUAUGGAGGAGGAAGACAAGGAGAAUGGUGAUGUUGCUGGUGCUGAAGCCACCGUUGUUGAGGAAGACGAGGAGAUGAACGGGGACAUGGAUGUCUCCAUGACCGACGCACCACAAUUAAUGAACGAUGUCCAAAAAUCAGCACUCGUCGAAGAGCAAGAACCCCAGCGUCUGUCGCAGACAAUGUGGUCGCGCGACCACUGGCUGCUCCUAGACGACAUCAUCCAGCUGCGCCGCGAGGGCCCCUUUGACUUUGAGUUCCCCGACGACUUCACCAGCAAGUCGGCCUGGCUACUCGGCCGGUCCGUCAACUCGCACGGCGCCAGCUUGAAGCUGGAGCAGUGGCACCUCGACGUCGUGGACGCGUUCCAGGCCGAGGUGGGCGUGUGGAGCGAGGAGGCGCUCGCCAAGAGGGUGUUUUCGCUCAUUGUUGGGGAGGAGCUUAGGAGGCAGGGGAAGGCUCCCAAGGCUCCUUCGGUUCGGUUUUCGUAA
This is a messenger RNA of Colletotrichum costaricense, 4686 nucleotides long. RefSeq lists its product as uncharacterized. Lineage: Eukaryota; Fungi; Ascomycota; Sordariomycetes; Glomerellales; Glomerellaceae. The transcript has a single exon. The record is from RefSeq and is a predicted model, not a curated record. Bases 1 to 4686 code for a protein of 1561 amino acids.